Messenger RNA from Micropterus salmoides (largemouth bass), 2504 nucleotides. RefSeq names its product vascular endothelial growth factor A-A-like. The record is from RefSeq and is a predicted model, not a curated record. Gene Ontology annotation, cellular component: membrane. Gene Ontology annotation, molecular function: heparin binding; chemoattractant activity; vascular endothelial growth factor receptor 1 binding. Gene Ontology annotation, biological process: positive regulation of endothelial cell proliferation; response to hypoxia; positive regulation of angiogenesis. The transcript has 8 exons. NCBI's taxonomy places the organism in Eukaryota, Metazoa, Chordata, Actinopteri, Centrarchiformes, Centrarchidae. The coding region runs from base 12 to 653 and encodes 213 amino acids.
UUUCAAACAUCAUGAACUUUAUUGACAGUUUGACACUAUUUUUGACGCUGUCAGCUGUCAAGAGUGCCCACAUACCGAAGGCAACAGAAAGAGGUCCACAUAACGUGAUCCCUUUAAUGGAGGUGUACAACAAGAGUUUGUGUCAGCCUCGGGAGCUGCUGGUGGAGAUACUACAAGAGUAUCCGGAGGAGGUGGAGCACAUCUUCAUCCCGUCCUGCGUGGUGUUGAUGCGCUGCGCCGGUUGCUGCAACGAUGAGAUGCUGCAGUGCAUGCCCACAUCCAGCUAUAACAUUACAAUGGAGAUUAAAAGAAUAAAACUCCUAAAGCAACAAAGUGAUAUUUUCAUGAGUUUUACAGAACACAGCGCAUGUGAGUGUAGGUUAAAGAAAGAAGUGAAAGAAGUGAAUGAAAAAAAAUCCCGGAAAGGCAAGGCUAAAGGCCAAAAGAGAAAACGAAAGAAAAACCGUGACAAAACAAUUCACGAUGCUGUUUGUGAGCCAUGUUGUGAUCACUGUUCAGAGAGGAGAAAGCGUUUGUUCGUGCAGGAUCCUGCAACCUGCCGGUGCUCCUGCAAACACACAGACGAAAACUGUAAAGAACGCCAGCUAGAGCUCAAUGAGAGGACCUGCAAAUGUGACAAGCCAAGAAGAUGAGAGAGGUGGGAGCACCAGAUGUACAAGAUGAAGGAAUAUUCUAGAGAUAUUUCACAGCACAGCACUUUGACCUUUGAACCGUAAGCUCUUCUUUUUGAUGGAAAGCAUUCCCCUUGGACUGACUGAGAGAGAACAAAAAGGAAGACUGAACCGAAGUUUCCUCCCACUGUAUAUCUGUGUGUAUAUAGACCAUGAUAAAAGAAAAAAAGAGUACCCAAUUGUUAUGCUGCUACAGAAACAAAUAACUAAACUCAGCAUUUGACAAAAAGCAAAUAGCCGCCAUGUGGUUUCGCGUUUCUAACAGGCUUGUGAUGCAGGUGUAGUCUUGUUGUGAAUUCAUUGUAUGCAAUUACUUCACUGGAUAUGAGUCUACUGUGGCUGUGUGUCAAUCAUAAAUUGCAAAACCUCUCAAUCUAAGAUAUAUUAAACUGCUAAAAGAGCUGGUGAGGCUGAAGUGGACAGGAGCGCUCUCCUUACAAAAAUGAUGGAUGGACUUUAAUCUGUCAAUGGAGGUACCAGCAGGACAACCAGGACACCUGACUGAAAUCUUGAAUCUGUCUCGCUUCCUUUCCCACGAGGAAAUUGCAGGACUGAUGUGGACAGGAUAAAAUGUUCACUACUGUGAUCAGCUUGCAGGAGAAAAGACUCUGGAGUGCCAUAUAUUUUUAAAGGGAUACUGGUUAUCAAUAUAGCAUCUAAUAAUGUCCUAUAUGAAAACCACUGAAAACAUCCUAAACUGUAGUUUGAUUCCAUUUGAAAAACUGUGCCUCGCAAAAUGUACUGAGAAAUCUUUGGAGUGCUUUUUAAAUUAUUUUUUCUUUCCUUUUUCAGGAGAGGGGAUUGUUAAAGUAGUUUUGUUAGUUUUUAACUCAGAAUCUACAGAAUCCAUGAUCACAUAUCUUCUUCUCUGAACUUGUACAUACUUAAUAUCCCUUUAUCCCAUAGUCCAUUCUAGAUAAUUUAUAAUGUUAUAGAGUAUUUUUCAGUAUUCAGUCUUCUACCCAUAUUUAAUUUGGUCUAUUUAUAUAUGCAGUGUUAUGUAUCUGUAGCUGUCCUAUACCCCCUAUGUGUAAGGUCACUGAUGGCUACUCUCCACAAGGAGACUCUCUGUGCUUUUCAACAAUACAAAAAAAGAAAAAACAACAACAAAAAAAAUCUAAAAUGAUUUGUUAACAUUCCCUAAAUGGAUUAUUUGUAGUGGUGUACUGAUCUCCUCUGGAUUAUUCAACCCCUCUUGUCUAAGGGUUUGGGUGUUGUGUAAAACGUGGGUAUCCGUGUGUUUGUGUACAUGUGCGUGUAUGAGUGUGUGGUCACGUGCAUUUGUGCACACCUGUGUGUAGGUGUUAGUAAGUUGUAUUUAAGUAUUUAAAUAAGUAUCAGGCCUGUGUUUUGUCCGUCUUGCAAGAUGCAAAUACAAAUAAACUACUGCUAGCAGCUCAGCAUACACUACCAUGACACCAUCACCGUUUUAAAUAUGGAUAACAAUCUGCAUCCUUUCUGCCAGCAGUCUUAGAGCCCUCAUUAAUAGUUCUCUUUGUCUCUUCUUCACCAUUAACAUGUUUUCUGUGUCUAUGUAAAACAGUAAAGCAUAUUUAUUUCAAAUUAUAUUGUUUUUAUAUAAAAUAAGGAAAAGGUUGCUGUGUUGUGAAUGCUGUGUUUUCAAGAGAUUUCAUUAGGAAACAUGAGCUUUCCAUGUUCUUGUGCGGCAAGUUGAUGCUCACACGUCUGCUAAGAAUCUGGACGGAAUGUAAUCUGAGAGAAAGUAGAACAGAGAAAUAAGAAAUUCCUGCACGCAUUUCAUGACAGACGGACAGAUAUUCAGCCUUAUGAAUAAAAUGGCACUUUGAAGCA